AUGUUCAAUGUAGAUAACAUAAUCAAGAAGCUCUGGGAUAUUGAAGAUGAACCUGAUGGGACAUAUUCAUCAAUAAAUAGUGCUGAAAUUCGGUACUUAUGCGAUGAAGUUCGAAAGGUAUUGAUCGACCAACCCAUGCUACUAGAACUACGUGCCCCAAUGACAAUAUGUGGGGAUAUACAUGGACAAUUUCAUGAUUUAUUACGAAUUUUUCGUCUUGCAGGCCAACCACCUCAAGAAAAUUACACAUUUCUCGGCGAUUACGUAGAUAGAGGGCUUAAUAGCAUUGAAACGGUAUGCCUAGUUUUUGCUUACAAGAUCAAAUAUCCGGAAAACUUCUUUAUUUUACGUGGAAAUCACGAAUCAGCUCCAACUAAUGAAUAUUUCGGUUUCUUAGAAGAAUGCGAAACAAGGUUUAGCAUAGACAUAUGGAAACUCUUUUGUGAUACUUUCAACUACUUACCUUUAGUAGCAAUUAUUGAAGAUAAAUAUUUCUGCGUUCAUGGAGGAAUUUCUCCAUAUAUUGAUUCAUUAGAUCAAAUCAAAUCAAUAGAAAGACCAUAUGAAGUUCCUGAAUCAGGAAUUAUUUGUGAUUUAUUAUGGUCUGAUCCAGACUGCGAUGCUGGAAGCUGGGAAGAGAAUUCUCGUGGAACUAGUUUUGUUUUUGGCUCUAAUCCUCUUCAGAAUUUCCUUAAAAAGUUCAAUCUAGAGCUAAUAAUAAGAGGUCAUCAAGCUGUGAGCUGCGGGUAUGAUUUCACGUUCCCUGAUAUUCAUGGAAUAGUUACUGUUUUUUCCGCUCCUAAUUACUGCUACCAAUAUCAAAAUAAAGGAGCUAUUCUUCAUAUUGAUAAACAUCUCGUACCAAGUUUCUCAGUUUUACAGCCUGUUGACACUGAUUCAAAUUACUAUAUCGGUCCAAGACCAGGCACUCCACCUGUUGAAGAUUGA
Molecule: messenger RNA, 948 nt
Organism: Trichomonas vaginalis G3
Lineage: Eukaryota; Parabasalia; Trichomonadida; Trichomonadidae
Product: protein phosphatase 2A family, catalytic domain family
Exons: 1
Coding region: 1-948 (315 amino acids)
Cellular component (GO): nucleus; cytoplasm
Molecular function (GO): protein serine/threonine phosphatase activity
Source: RefSeq, a predicted model, not a curated record